Balaenoptera musculus (blue whale) is the source of this 2789-nucleotide messenger RNA. RefSeq names its product homeobox protein cut-like 1. The transcript is spliced from 2 exons. NCBI's taxonomy places the organism in Eukaryota, Metazoa, Chordata, Mammalia, Artiodactyla, Balaenopteridae. The record is from RefSeq and is a predicted model, not a curated record. Bases 664 to 1137 code for a protein of 157 amino acids.
GAUAACUUCUCGGCGGUGUCCCCACCCCACGGUGGCAGUCUGCCCUUUGCUUUCUUUUUUGUCCUUCCUCUCCAGUUGCGUUCGCUCGCGAACUCCCCGCAGGUAGCCGCCACCGGGCAGCGCUCUCCCGGUCCUCGGUCUUUUCUCUGUUAAAGGCACAGCAGCCGGGAAACUUGCGUCGCGGAGGCUCCACCAGGUUGAGCUGAGGAGUCAGCCGCCGCGCGCUGCCAAGUGCCAAAGGGGGCUCUCGGCGGCUGGAGUGUUUGGGUUCUCCUCGGUGACUUUCUCAUUUGACAGUAGCAGAUGGGGGUGGGGGUAGGAGGGGAGGUGGCCCCGGAGGAGGAAGAGGAGGGGGGAGACGGAGGAGGGUCCGGGCGCACCGAGGGAACGCAGAGCGCAGCAAUGGAUAUAAAUACAAAUACAGCAGCACCAGCCGGUCUUCCUCACUCGGGGCAGGCAGGGCGCGCUGACGGGAACCCCCUAAUGAGCUGGGGUUUUGCGGGGGGAGCUGUCCGCGCCCCAGCACCUGCCUCGUGGGUCUUCCUCUCCGGCUGCCGGUCGGGGAAGGAGGUUGGGUGAGGCUUGAGCGAGCCUAGGAUCUCCGGGCCUCAAAGGAAAUCCUCCUGGCUCGCCGAAGCGCCGCGUCUCGCUGUCCCUCGAGCCAUGCCGGCUCCGCUCGCUCCAAGCCCCUCCUGGCUCUCCGGCCGACUCGGGCUCCCGGAGCGCACCGGGCGUGGAGCGCGGCCCGGCUUCCGGGCAGGCGGCGGGCCCAGCACCGGCCGCGUCCCCUCCUCGGUCCUCUGGACCUCCGCCCGGGACUUGCAACUAACUUCGCCCAAGUUUCCUGCGCCGGCGCCGCGGCGCCCCUCUCGGCGCGCUCGCCUCGGGGCGUGCGCCCGCGUGUGCUCCGCGCCCGGGGCCCCUCUGUCCUGGCUUCCCCGGCGAGAGCCUAGAGGGCGGAGGUGCGGGGUGGGUGGGGGAUUUAAGGAAGACGCGCCAUCACCUCAGUUCGCAGGUCCGCGCUGGGGCUGCUCCCGAUUCCCCCAGUCCCGCAGCACAGGGGGCCCCUCCGCGGCCCAGGCCGCCAGUCCGCCGCUCCCGAGGCGACAGGAGCCCUGUGCACGGGCUCAGGUUUAGGCGAGUGGGGAGUCCGGAGCGCGCCGCCGAGUUUGCGCACUGUUUGGCCUUGGCAACCCCCUGGUGUCAUCCCGGCUACCCUGGCCGGCCGGAGCAGCCCUGGUCGCGGCUGUGGGAUCCUCUGCCAGGAGGAAGGAGGCGCGCACGUGGAGCGGAGCCUCACGAGCUUCGGAGGAAGAGGGGACCCACCCUAGAAAAUGUUGGAGACUUUUCCUAGCAAGAAAGUGCUCAUUUUCCUUGGAGGUCCAGAUGUUGCUUGCAGCAGAUGCUUCCCGAAUUUUCUUGCACUGGUGAUGCAUCCAGUCAGAGGUCGUGGAGUGGAAAAUAACUGAGAGGGACUGAGCGUGCUCUUGGCAACCCUUUCGAAAAGGACGUAGCCCAGGCAUCCUUGGCUGACUAUUCAGAUCUUUUAAAAUUCUGGGGGUUUGUUUUGUUUCUAUUCUAGUCGUCAGUCAUGCAUAUGCUGAUCUCUUUAUCUUUAAGGUACAGUUAACUCACAGUAUCUCACUUAAACGCACGGUUAGGGUGAGGUGUUCAAAAUCACUAAGAAGUAUAAAACGUCUCUCUGAAAGACAAAAGCGAAACAUACUAAUCACUCUAUAUUGGAAUAUUUUUAUGCUGUUAAGCACAAUUUUCUUUAGUAAGAGCAGUUUUUUUCUUUAUAUUUGACAUAAUGCAAAAAUCAAGCAGCACGAUUUUGUUUGCAUAUUUUCCGGACUUCUUGGUAUGCUGCAGCUCACUUAUAACAUGAUCAGUCUGGAGCUUUCAUUCACCAGUUGGCCUGCCCUUCAGGGAGAACUUGCUUGCCUUCUUUCUUUGGCAGUUCGGAUUUGACCUAGCCAUGUGGUGUGUACAAGUAGGACGUUCUAUAAUCAGUUAACUCUUUAAGUCUUGCCAGCAAUUCAUGUUCAAUUCACACACAGACACAUAGGCAGACACAAAGUACUGAUUGAACUUAAAUAAAAAGUUUUUAGGCCAUCAGUUUUAGUUUAAAGUUAGGUUCGUUUUAUUGCUCAUUUUAAUAAAAGAAUAGUGAUUGUUGCUUUUUUUUUUUUUUUAGCUGCUGUGAGGACAUAUAGAAAUGCAAAUCAGCAGUGAAAUGUAUGGGAGUGGCUAUCUUUCUUAAGAUACCACACUGCAAAUAUUUACUUUGUAUCAGCCCUUGUAUUGCUAAAACAAUUGGACUGAUUUCUUUAGAACCAUAUUCCUUUACAGGCUCUAUAAAGACGCUCUGUUGCUCACAGACUCUGGGUGGAGCAACGUUAAAACCCUAGCAGGUGCAAUUACAUAGACUAGAAUAUUAAAUAUACUGUUUUGUGAUGAUAAACUAGAAAAGUAUCAUCCCUGAGCUUUUAACCUACUAACUUGUAUGAUAGGUUUGACACAAAAAUAUUACACACUGUCAUACAAAGAACAUAUGUAUAAGGAUGCAAGUUAUGAAAACUGUUAUUCAUUAAAAACAUUGUGAAUAAAGUUGAGUCUAAUCCCGAAAAUUAUUUUGAUAUAUACAAAAGGAUAAGGAUUGAGAAAAAAUUUUAUAUUGGUGAGUUAAAUUAUUACGUAUUCUUUUCCAAUUUAAGUUUAAAAAUCAGUUGCAGUAAAUUAUUACCAUGAAAAGAAAUGUUUGCGUAUAUGAUUGAAACGUAUGCUUG